AUGAUCUCCAAUUCAUAUUAUACAAUCAAAAUUAAUAUAGAUUUGUAUUCACAAGAAAAUUAUUCAAAUCAAGAAUGUGGCGGUUCAAUUGAUAUUACUGGUAAAGAUAUUACAAAAUAUCCUCCAUGUAAAACUUUUCUUGAUGCAGGAAUUAGAUCAUUACAGGUUAUAAAUGAAAAUCCCGAAACUAUUAUAAAAUCAUUGGAGUUUAUUGUAGAAAAUUUGGAAAAUGAAGUUUGGCCAACUGUUUAUGUUACCUCUCCACUAGAUAUAAUGAACUAUUGUACUUUUGAACUAAAGUUUGCAAACCAGACACUUCAAAAUACAGAUUAUUUUAUUGUUAUCGAUGGGUUAUCAAUGAACCCAAGCGGAAAUAGUUUUUUUAGAUAUAUCUCAUUCGAAAAUAACGAUCUGUGCCCAAAGAAACAAGUAACUUUAAGAAAUCUAUAUCUAUUUGGCUUUGGCAGUAGCCAUCCAAUUAACAACGUAGUAAGAAAUAUAAAGACUUCAAAUUUAGAAUUUAAUUUUCAAAGAAUUCAUUCAAUGUUUACAACUUUUUUUAAUGGUUGGGCCAACGAUGGUAUUAUAGAAUUUAACCAAAACGAAAAACCUAUUCAAAUAACAAUUAGAAAUUGCACUUUUGAAAGUAUGUACUACGAUUUCUUAAACACAUACUAUUCAAAUAUAACUUUAGAAUCAUCAACUUUCAAAACAUUGUAUUCCUACGAUUUUCCUUUCUAUUUAAGAAAUUCAAAUUUAACAGUGGAAAAUGUCAUUUUCGAUGAUUUAUCUCUAGAUCUGCUCAUAUAUAUCGACUCUGGUUCCUUUCGAAUAGCCAACACAAGAUUUAUAAACAGUGCUCUAAAUACUAUAACCUAUUUUUAUUCUGGCUCAUCUCAAUAUCUACAACCAAGUUUUGUUACAAAUUGCUCCUUUAGUGAUAGUUUUUUCAUAAACUAUUUCUUUGACCCAGAGACCUAUCCCGAUAGCUUCAAUUACCUUUUUACUAUUGAAUCAGAUAUAGAAAUGGACCCAGUUUUCCAUCUAGUUUUACAGGAUAUAACUUUUACCAAUAAUGAAAUUUACAGUUUUGGUUUACUUAAAUCUAUAAACUCUACAAAUAUUCAAAUUUCAAUUAUCAAUACAACUUUACCAUUAGAUUUUUCAAGAGGGUUCGAAGUUUCAAAUAAUACAAUAAAAAUUUUAGAUAGUCAAUUGGAAACAAAUAUUACUAUACUGGGCUCAUAUAAUAUUAUUAAGAGUAAUAAUCUUUUAAUCUCAAACGAAACCAUCGAAUCCUAUUUAAAAGAUUGUGAAGAGUGUAUAUUUUUAUUUGAUAUUCCCGAAGAGGAUUCAAGCAAUAGUAGUAGCAGUAGUGAUAGCGGCAGUCAUGAUAGUAGCAGUCAUAGUAGCACCAAUAAUAAUUCAGAAAGUAGUAUUGAAAUAAUAGAAAAAUCAAAAUCAAAUACCGGUAAAAUUAUUGCAAUAGUUGUUCCAAUCGGAUCAUUCAUUGUAAUAGGUUCUGCAAUUACAUUAUUAAUAGUAAUGUAUAAAAAAAGAAAUAAAAACAAUGAUAUUGAACUAAAUAAUAAGGAUAAUUUUACAAACUACUUGGGAUCAAGUGAAACUUCAGGUGAUAAAGAUGCAGAAAAACCCACAAAAAAAUCACUCAAUGUAUUUGGGAAAAAAGUACAAUCAGAAUUGGAUUAA
Molecule: messenger RNA, 1710 nt
Organism: Dictyostelium purpureum
Lineage: Eukaryota; Evosea; Eumycetozoa; Dictyosteliales; Dictyosteliaceae
Exons: 2
Coding region: 1-1710 (569 amino acids)
Source: RefSeq, a predicted model, not a curated record